This is a messenger RNA of Ziziphus jujuba (common jujube), 1513 nucleotides long. Its product is annotated as pto-interacting protein 1. The record is from RefSeq and is a predicted model, not a curated record. The transcript has 8 exons. Gene Ontology annotation, molecular function: ATP binding; protein kinase activity. NCBI's taxonomy places the organism in Eukaryota, Viridiplantae, Streptophyta, Magnoliopsida, Rosales, Rhamnaceae. Gene Ontology annotation, biological process: protein phosphorylation. Bases 270 to 1358 code for a protein of 362 amino acids.
AUAAUAAAUAAAUAAAAUACAAUUAAAGCUGGGGAGCGACUGUAACCGAGAGGGAAAAGUCAAGGCUGUCCACCCCCUUUUCUUUUCUCUUCUUCAGCCUGUCUCUCCUACGCACUCUCUAUUUCCUGUAUCCUGCGCAUCUGUCGCCGGCUAUCCAACCUCAGAUCUCCCUUUACUGCUUCCAACGCUCACUCUUCCUUACUUAUUCCAGCAUCCACUUCUCCCGUGUUUCUCAUUUCAGAUAUAGCAGUCUUUGAGGAAAAAGAAUCAUGAGCUGCUUCGGGUGUUGUGAAGAUGAUGAUAUGCAUAAAGCUGCUGAGAGUGGUGGUCCGUACACAGUGAGACAUUCGGCAGGAAAUGAUGGGGGUUAUCAUGCCUCAGAAGCUGCACCCAAAGGUUCUCAAACAGUGAAAGUCCAGCCUAUUGAAGUUCCUGAAAUAUCAGCAGAUGAGCUAAAGGAAGUGACAGAUAACUUUGGUCCAAAUGCUUUGAUCGGAGAGGGCUCAUAUGGAAGAGUUUAUUACGGGCUUCUCAAAAAUGGUCAGGGUGCAGCAAUCAAAAAGUUAGAUGCCAGCAAACAGCCAGAUGAGGAAUUUUUAGCCCAGGUUUCUAUGGUCUCAAGGCUGAAACAUGAUAAUUUUGUUCAAUUGCUUGGUUACUGUGUUGAUGGAAAUUCACGUGUUCUUGCCUAUGAGUUUGCUUCCAAUGGAUCUCUUCAUGAUAUUCUACAUGGGAGGAAAGGUGUCAAAGGAGCACAGCCUGGUCCUGUUCUGUCAUGGGCACAACGAGUGAAAAUCGCAGUAGGGGCUGCAAAAGGGCUUGAAUACUUGCAUGAAAAGGCUGAUCCCCACAUUAUCCAUCGUGACAUCAAAUCUAGCAAUGUACUAAUUUUUGAUGAUGAUGUUGCUAAGAUUGCAGACUUUGAUUUGUCAAACCAAGCUCCUGAUAUGGCAGCACGUCUUCAUUCCACUCGUGUGCUAGGAACCUUUGGUUAUCAUGCCCCUGAAUAUGCAAUGACUGGGCAGUUGAAUGCAAAGAGUGAUGUUUACAGUUUUGGUGUUGUCCUUCUUGAACUUCUGACUGGACGAAAGCCUGUUGAUCAUACAUUACCACGUGGACAGCAGAGUUUGGUGACAUGGGCUACGCCAAAACUUAGUGAGGACAAAGUUAGGCAGUGCAUCGAUACAAGACUAGGAGGAGAAUACCCUCCUAAGGCUGUUGCAAAGAUGGCUGCCGUUGCUGCCUUGUGUGUACAAUAUGAAGCUGAUUUCCGGCCAAACAUGAGCAUUGUAGUUAAAGCCCUGCAGCCCCUGUUAAAUGCCCGACCUGGACCUGCUGGUGAAGCACCAAGCUUGUAAAUCUCUUUUGUAUGAGCGUGAAAAAAAUAUAAAAAGAGGGGAUUGUUUUUGAAGAUCGUGGUAUAUUGUUCAGACUAUGUUCCAUGUCAUUCCAUUGUUAAUGAUGUAUCUUGAUCUGUUCAUAAUGCAUGGGGGUUUUUUUUUUGAUAUUGUUA